Hydractinia symbiolongicarpus is the source of this 3380-nucleotide messenger RNA. RefSeq lists its product as uncharacterized. NCBI's taxonomy places the organism in Eukaryota, Metazoa, Cnidaria, Hydrozoa, Anthoathecata, Hydractiniidae. The record is from RefSeq and is a predicted model, not a curated record. Gene Ontology annotation, biological process: regulation of DNA-templated transcription. The coding region runs from base 2076 to 3155 and encodes 359 amino acids. The transcript has a single exon. Gene Ontology annotation, molecular function: DNA-binding transcription factor activity; sequence-specific DNA binding.
AAAUCUACUUUCUACAUCUUUCAUUUAGUGGAUAGAACGCUGCGUUUCUAUCCACGUGUUUCCACGACAGGUGACUCCGCCCUGACAACUUUUAUGGGCGUCAUAUGACUUUCGUUGCAAGGUAAAGGUAAUAGAAGAAGUUUAACUCUUAAGUCGAGUCUUUACAGGGUAGAUGUUAUAUCUGUAGAAUUGUCUAUAACGAAGAACUUUGAACAUAAGUCAAUUGCUUUUUCAGACGCAGUAUUUCUGACUAGCGAUAAGAACCUAGCAUCUUAUUGGUUAUAGGCUGUUUUUCAUCAACUUUUUUUGUUUCGAUAAACACAAAAAAUUUUGUUUAAGAAAACUUAAUUAACUUCCUCUCUUUUUACAGGCUCAUUUGCUGGCAACCUCGUCUCCAGGGCUGUUCCUCGCCGUGGAUAUUCGAGAUGGCUUUGUUGGUUAUAUUGUGUCUGUUAAUUGUCUCCUUGCAAGGACUAAAUUUUGCGUUAAGUUGGACAUGUGCACCAAUUGAAAUUUUAUUACCGUUUGUACAAAAUAUUGUGUUGUUGUUUUCAUCUUUUUUAUUUAAAAACAUUAGGCUGCACCCUUGCUUACCAGUUGUUUGGUUAUAAGAAGAAUUAAGCUUUGAGUAAAAUGUCGCUUAUAAAAAGGUACACUGACAUGAAUACAACACCAACCUCGUUCUCAGGGCUUGUUAGCCUUUUUAUAUUUGUACGGCCUAAAAAGCCUAAUGAACCCUUGGGCCGAGGUUGUUAUAACACCAGACAUAAAUUAUUGCUAAGGACGGCAAAAUUUCAAAGCUCUUGACAUCAGCACAAGCAAUUAAUUAAUCAGUUUCUACGUAAUGUAGGCAACACGCACUGCAACCAAUUGCCACUUAGGAUCUUAGCUAAUCUCGUUAGAUCCAAAAUCUUAAAGUGUGCUAAUUUGUCCAACUUUUACGAUUUUACGGUCCUUUAGAAGGCGUGUAGAGGAUUGUUUCAACGCACUUUCGACUUUGGUUACUCGGCUUACACCCAGUACUGACCAAGGAAUUCUGCUUUGCCAUUAGGGGAAAUAGCCCAAAAUCAGUCUUUUGCAAAAAUAUGACUGAAAUUGUGAAAGAUUAAUUAAGUGUCCAAGUGUAUUUUGAAAACUGAGAAGAGAAUUUGAAUGUUUGCAAACCAACAUAAAACAAAAGCGAAUGCAUUUUUUUUGCGAAGUGCGUAACCGCAGCGAAUAUAAAUGUUAGAAAAAUUCCUUGACCGUGUAACUUCGGAUCCUUAAUUUAGAUAUUUGUUCUAACAAUAAUCAGAACUUAUAAUCAUUCAGUCUUCUCGUUAUCAUAAAAGUCAGCCACGAAAAAUCGAACGUAAAUAAUCCAAGUUAACGCAAGAUUUUUCAUCCCCUGCUCGAAACACCAGUUUCAUAGAAAUACUGGUGGUAAAGUUGGUGUUUUUUUGCAGGAUUUAUUUUCCCUAUAUCACAGAGUCUGCUGAAAUAUUGCUUUUAAAGUAUAUUUUUAAAAAAGGGAAAAAAAUCAGAGAUGAAAUGAGUAUGAUUUUGUUCCUCAGAUAUAAAAUGCUAAUAUCACGCUUUCGAAUUACUGUUUCGAACAUUUUCAUCUCGAAUGUGCGUUCGAAAACAUGGCUGCUAAAAAUGUUCCAAAAGACUGUUAACGUAAACGUUCCAAGGACAAAGACAAAACUUAUAUUUUUCGUAAACAAAUGUUAUAACUGGAAUAUGCUAGGUAGGUAGAAAGUGUUGGAAUAAAUUUUACGAUUCUUUUUGUUAGUGGACGGAUAAAAGCACCGUAUUCUUUCUGCUUACGUAGAUUACCUUUAUUUUUAUGCCGUGUGACCAAAAGUUAGCUAGCUGGAUUAUCUUUAAAAUGUCAACAGGUAAAUAAUGCUUUUCCUUCUAUUUAAAAAGCUAGCUAGUAGCAAAUUUUUAAAAACAACAUGAAUAUAUUUUAAACUUACUGCUUCUUUAGAAAUGUAAUUCCAUGUUUUCAUUUUAGAGAAAAACUUGUACAAAAACGUGGAGACACUAUUUUUGGAACUAUAGCUGUAUAGAAUAAAUAAACAAAAAUACGUAUGAUUUUCACUUCAAAGUUGUAUAUAUUCAUAUUUUCUAGAUUAGAUGUUGAGAUGUCGUACACAGAGAAUAAAGAAAACAUGCUAUCAUUUCAUUUGCAACAUUUCGCCAAGAAGAACAAACCCCUCAGUCCUUUUGUUUCAAAGUUACGCUUUCUUCUAAACAGCACGAAAUACCACCACGCUAUACGCUGGUCUAUGGACGGUCGAGCAAUCAUCAUCACAGACAUUGAUACCUUCAAACAAUCUGUUCUCCACAACGAAGAAGAAAUGUUUAAAACUAGAAACUUUACUUCUUUCGUUCGACAGUUAAACCUCUAUGGAUUUCGCAAAGUUCCAAGCAACGGUAAAUCUGAUCCCAUGUCCAACAUGAAGUUUGAACACGUUCAUUUUCGGCGGGAAAGACCAGAUUUAAUGUAUUUGGUACAUCGCACUUGCUUAGGAGGUAAAAGACGCAUAGAUACAUUAUCAACAAGUGGUCUGUUGCGUGGAAAAAGAGUGUUGAUGCCGAACUCUUUUGAUCUAAGAAACACUAAAGACAAUGGCUAUAAAAAACCACCAACACAAGUCAGAUUAAACAUUCCCUGUAAAUUUUCGCAAGUUCCUAAACUUGCACGUACUCCAUUAGGCGUAUCCGUUCUUCAAAAUCUGAAACGGAAGCAUGAACAAAAUUUCACAAUUGUACACGAAACAGCGUCAAUUAAUCCUACCUUGGAUGAUUCGUUAACGUCUUCGCUCGAUAGUUCAAUUAACGAAAGGGAUAUCGAUAUUCAUGGUUUGAAUUCACAUGAUGAACACGAUUACGCGUUACCUGUUCAUGAAUCAAAUCACUGCAAUGAAAUCGACGAAAAGGCAACUUUCAAUUUUUUAAAUCAAACUUUUAACAAUGAAAUCGAAGUCGUACGUGGUCUUCUUAGUUUAAAAGAUGUCAAGCCAAAACAUGAUACUAACUUAGACGGCUUGACCACACUGGCCGAGGUUUCCUUUCAGCUCUCCAACACACCGUUGUUACUGGAGACAAAUUAUAAUAUUCGAAGUCAAUCCAUGGCCACACCAAGAGAAACAUUGCAAUCCUCCUAGAUUACUGACCAAUGCAGCAUGUUUUACACUGGAAGAAUAUGUUUUCGGUUUUAUUUAUGUUUGUUUAAUUCUACUUUUAGUCCUACCAAGAGAAUAUAUAUGAUAGAGUCUGUCAUCGAAGUUCGAGAUAUAUAUCUGCUAUUUUUAAAAAAUGUUAGAAAUUCUCAAUAAUUUUUACAUUACGGAUAGAGAAUGUUCUGAAACAAAUUUCGUAACACAUAGAGU